Molecule: messenger RNA, 1077 nt
Organism: Phaeoacremonium minimum UCRPA7
Lineage: Eukaryota; Fungi; Ascomycota; Sordariomycetes; Togniniales; Togniniaceae
Product: putative cytochrome p450 protein
Exons: 1
Coding region: 1-1077 (358 amino acids)
Molecular function (GO): monooxygenase activity; iron ion binding; oxidoreductase activity, acting on paired donors, with incorporation or reduction of molecular oxygen
Source: RefSeq, a predicted model, not a curated record
AUGAUGAAAUGGUCAAUGUUUUAUCGACCAGUCGAGGACGCCGGCAUGGUGACGGACAUUGUUUUCUCAGAGCGGGAAGAACACGGAGCCCUUCGAAGGCAACUCGCCCACGGUUUCUCUGAGAAGAGCAUGCAAAACCAGGAACCGCUGAUUCGGAAGUACGUUGAUAUGCUCAUUGACAGACUGCAUGAGAAAGGUCAAGGGGGUUUGGCUCCUGUUAAUAUGGCUGAUUGGUAUAACUUUACCACCUUCGACGUAAUAGGCGAUCUAGCAUUCGGAGAGUCAUUUGGUUGUCUCGAAGACUCCGAUUACCAUCCUUGGGUGAAGGCCAUCUUCGAGCUCGGGCGAGUCGGUGUUUUCUUCCAAGCCGCUGCGCAUUACCCGAUGUUUCAAAAGCUGCUCAUGAGUUUGAUUCCCAAAUCAGCAUUGGAGCGACGCCAGCAUCACAUCGACCUAAAUAAAGCCAAGUUGCAGAAACGAAUGGAGCUGGGACAGGAUCGACCUGAUCUGAUCGAAGGCCUCCUUCAGAAGAAGGACGAUUGGAAUCUCGACAUGGAAAAAUUGGAAGCGAAUAGUGCACUGCUGAUCAUUGGCGGAUCUGAGACCACCGCAACUCUCUUGUCUGGUGUCACAUAUCUGCUCCUGAUGAAUCAAUCUGCUUUGGAUCGCCUAACUCAUGAAGUCCGCUCGGCAUUUUCUAAUGAAGAAGAUAUCACUUUGGUGUCUGCUGGUCAGUUGCCAUAUAUGUUGGCCUGCCUCGAGGAAGCACUCAGGAUGUACCCUCCUGUGCCCCUGGGGCUACCACGGGUUGUGCCAAAGGGUGGCGCAACUGUUGCUGGUCACUUUGUUCCGGAAAAGGUUCGUUAUUCGCUACCCAUAACCAAUCACGAAGUGCUGAUGAGAAAGACUGUGGUGGCUGUCCAUCAAUGGGCUAUGUACCACAACGACAAACACUUCCGCGACCCCUUCAGUUACCAUCCUGAGCGCUUCCUUGGGGAUGAACAGUUUGCAAGCGAUAACCGUGAUGCGUUCCAGCCUUUCCACACAGGUCCUAGGAAUUGCAUUGGUCGAAAGUAA